Molecule: messenger RNA, 459 nt
Organism: Parastagonospora nodorum SN15
Lineage: Eukaryota; Fungi; Ascomycota; Dothideomycetes; Pleosporales; Phaeosphaeriaceae
Exons: 2
Coding region: 1-459 (152 amino acids)
Source: RefSeq, a predicted model, not a curated record
AUGUCCGCCGUCCUCACCAUGCAAAUCGUCCACGCUCUAUUCCCUUCUCUCGGAAACACAUCAUCACAAACAAACAAGGCAGACACAAUUGUCCCCUCAAUUCGCGUACAACCUGCCGAAGAUCUCGAGCUACGACCACUUUUGCGCACGUUGAGUCACCGCCGAUCAUCGAGCAGGAGAAGUUCGAAUGACGCAACUAUGCUUCCACGCGUUGGGCUCGCCCUUAUCGGGCGGAGAUCGAUCACCGUAGCGGAUGUCAUCAGUUGUGGAAAUACACGAGAUUCAUCGUCGGAAGUCAAUGGAAAGGCCAUCGAUCAAAAACUUAACGAAUUACGGUACAACUUUCAAUUGUUGGGAGAGGCUGGAACACAGAGCGCAAAGCGAGGGAACAAGCAAUUCGCCGUGGUCUUCUGUACUUUAGAGAAUGUACACUGCCGACUGUUCAGGACCAGAGACUAA